CCCAGAGGACGGCCAGCAAGCGAGGCCGCGCAAUGGAAAGGCAGCCAAGCUCUCGGCAGCAAUAAGACUUUGCACCGAGUCCCGGGAAAGAUGAGCCUUCGCUUCUUGCUCUUGGCGUCCUUGGCACCCAUCGUGCGCACUGAAGGCAUCAGGGAACAACGUGUUGAUGUCCAGUUGGAAGUGGAAAACUCUACUACCCUCCAAAUUGAGUGGGAUUCACACCUUUUUUCCAUAUUUGAAUGUGUCCUCCUUAUCUUUGUAAAAGGAAGGAAGGAAGAUGAAAUAUUCCUAUUGCCAAGAAAUGGAAGUUUGAAGCUAACAGAUCGAAAACCUGGAACUCUUUACACCAUCAGCUUGACCUGUUUUAAUGGAGAAACAGUUCUCAAGUCUUCAAAUGUCAGCAUUGAUACAGGAAUAGAACCAAGUACUCAAUCUUUAACAUCACGAUCCACGUCAAGAACAAAAGCACAGUCCAAUUCAGAUGGCCACUGGAACCAUGCCAAGUUACUCAGCUCCGAUGUGCUGACUGGAGCUGUGUUUGGUUGCAUUGGUGCAGUAAUCCUGAUGUACCUGUCCUAUUCAUUUUAUAAAAAGUGGAGACGAGAUGAAAGACUACGAGCAUUUCUAAGACUCCAUCGAAAUGCAGAAGUUGCCCCUUACUUUAUUUUUGGCGUGAAUGAAGAAAAUGUUGGGUGAACCAUCAAUCAUCCUGAAGAGAGUAAUGCACAUAAUAACUUUAAUGCCUUAUUUGCACAUAUCAGAUUUUUGGAUUAUUAACUUUUCUUAAUAGUGCAAUCCUGUUUUUCAGAUCUGCACAUAUCAGAAAAUAAAUGAA
Messenger RNA from Pristis pectinata (smalltooth sawfish), 835 nucleotides. RefSeq lists its product as uncharacterized. The transcript is spliced from 6 exons. Bases 91 to 696 code for a protein of 201 amino acids. Gene Ontology annotation, molecular function: protein binding. The record is from RefSeq and is a predicted model, not a curated record. NCBI's taxonomy places the organism in Eukaryota, Metazoa, Chordata, Chondrichthyes, Rhinopristiformes, Pristidae.